Tigriopus californicus is the source of this 1908-nucleotide messenger RNA. RefSeq lists its product as uncharacterized. The record is from RefSeq and is a predicted model, not a curated record. Lineage: Eukaryota; Metazoa; Arthropoda; Copepoda; Harpacticoida; Harpacticidae. The coding region runs from base 219 to 1811 and encodes 530 amino acids. The transcript has a single exon. Gene Ontology annotation, molecular function: protein binding.
CUGCCAAGCUCCUCCUGCAACACCACGCCCAAUCUACCUUACAUAGAGGCUACUAGUCACCCUAAAAUCGUGCAUCAUAUGAAGGAAAAAAGGACAAGCCAAGAUUGCUUCCUGUGUGGUGCUGUGAAGACGAAGUCGAAACCGGAUCAGUGAUCCCUGGCUAUUAUUAACCAGUUGAGACGUUGAAAAAGCCCGCGAAUUUUUAAUCCAUAAAAACCAUGAAACCCGUGGUGAAGGCGGCAGUUCGCAAGGCGUCGCCGCCUCGUCCAGAGCAGGAACAGACCUUUCAGGCCAAAUUGGCCGAGGUCAAGCGGAUGAGAGAGGCAGGCAUUUUGGGAGGAAGGGGUGGGGGGGCGGGACAGACAGCGGGUGGGAAGCGGCUGAUUAUCAAUGGCAAGCCCGCGGAACGGGUCCUCGGGGAUUGGGCGGAAAUGAAGUCAUCCCGAGGGAAGAGCUAUUUCUUUAACAUGAAGUCGCAGGUUUCGACCUGGAUCGCGCCGCUCGAGUUUCAAGUGGAGCCGCGGGUUCCGCCCUUGCCCAAUGUGAACCACUCGCUCCGGCCAGUGUCGCCGGCUUCGGUUGAACCGCAGCGGGUGGAACGGGAGGCCACGCCUCCGGCCCCGAAAGCCGUUGAUAAACCAGUCGCAUCCGUGGUCAAAAAGAAAACGAGUGGAUUUAAGAUGAAAAUUAAAGGAGGGGUGACCAAGAAAAAGGCCAAGAUGAAGAAGAAAAACGGCAAGAAGGUCAACAAUGGGGCCGGGCCCUCGGUAUUUGAAGGCAAUUCAGAUUCUGAAGAAGACCAAGGAAGCCACGCCCAAACGAGGAGUUUUGACCUGAAUGAACGAGAUGGUGGUAAAUACUCCCCAUCCAGUCCCUCUAACAACUCGCCCAGAUCCCGGUCUAGAUCCCGGUCUAGAUCCCGGUCCAGAUCCCCCUCGAGAUCUCGAAAACGUUCUCGCUCGAGAUCCCGGAGCAGAAGGAAACCGCGCUCAAGAUCGAGGUCGCGCUCGCGUUCGAGACAUCGUACUAGAUCCCGCUCUCCCAAUAACAAUGCUCUAGGCCAACAAACUCUUCCCACAAAGCUUCCUUUGGUCAAUGCGGCACCAGUGCCCGCACCUGACCUGAACAUGAAGGCAGUGCUGGAGGCCAAGGCCAAAAUUGAGUCUCAGAUGAAAUCCCAUAACUCACUUAUAUCCUUUCUGGAUCACAAGCCCUCGCACCAGGUGGUGAAUCCCACCUGGAUGAGUGAGUACAACUUCCCUGCCACGCUCUCACGCUGCAUGUUCCCCAAAAUCUCGGACGUACUCCACGAAAUGCAGACUAACCGCGGGAAGAAACGGUCCACCACUCUGGCUCCAAUCCCUGCGGCCAUCAAAGAGCAGGCUGCUGGUCUGGUCAGUGAGGACGACCUCCGGAAGGACAUGUUUCUCCUCGAGCUCAAAGACCCCAACAACCGUCACCGACUGCUCACCGAGAAACUCAGCCAGACCGUGUACAAAAUCCCGGACGAGUUAUGGGAGCGGUCCUUCAACGUAUUCCAGAUCGAUCUCAUGCAGGGGGUGCGGCUGGAGACCAAACCCCAUGGGUUCACAGAAGAUAAUGUGCCCGUGUAUACCCGCACCGGGAAGGUAUGCAAGAGCAUUCCCUACCCUGAGGACAUAGUGCGGUGCCAUGCGGUUCUCCAAGUGUGGAAAACAGAGCGGUGCCACGUGGUUUAUGCCAACAAGACUUAUCUAAUUGAGCGUGAUGACACGCAAUGGAAGAAGGACUUGGAGGACUGUCGCAAGUUUCUUAGAGAAAACGGCUACUGAAUCGUACCCAACGCUAGCUAGCUCGCUAAUCGCGAUGGUCCAUUCCGUAUUUUUUUUUUCAAUAUGACAUAUGCCAUAUUAAAACCAAACGAUUUGA